AUGAUCCGUCAAAUCGCCGCCAUUGCUGCCUUCUUGUGCCUUGCCCACGCUGCUCCUUUCACCAGCAUUGAGGAUAUCCCUGCUGAAUACAGAGAACUUAUCCCUAAGGAAGCCAAGGAAUUCCUCACUGGACUUUCUGAGGCCGACAAAGGUGUACUUAAGGAUAUUGCCAAGGACUACGCUAAGUUCAAAAACGAAGAUGAGGCUUUGGCCGCACUGAAAGAGAAAUCACCCGAACUUGGCGCUAAGGCAGAGAAGUUACACACUAUGGUGAAAGAAAAGGUUGACGCUCUUGGAGAUGAAGCUAAGGCUUUCGCUAAGGAGAUCAUCGCUGGAGCUCGCAAGAUCCAAGCUCAGGUUGUCGCUGGCAACAAACCCAAUCUCGCCGAACUGAAGGAGAAGGCCCAAAGUGCCAUCAACAAGUACAAGGCUUUGUCCGACGCUGCUAAGGAGGACCUCCAGAAACAAUUCCCCAUCCUUACCUCUGUCUUCAAGAGUAAGAUAUUACGACGAGAAGUUCCAAAAGAUGGCCGAAACUCUGCUUGCCAAGCAGCAGAACUGAGCUCUUCCACUCACAGUUCCAGAGGAAAACGUGUACUUUAUGUAUCACUCAUGUCAUAUGACGCACCCGGAGUUUAUCGAAAUGUCAGGAUUGAUGUUACUGAUCUGUGCAGUGAUAGAGCACUCAUUAAUACAAGAUACAAUCGUCUAAAUGCGAGAAAUGUCAAGAUGUAUCUAACAAAGAGGAUUAUGAAAAUUACGGAAAUCAAACCAGCUUUCUUAUUCAGCUGGGAUGCUGCAAAAUAG
This is a messenger RNA of Strongylus vulgaris, 807 nucleotides long. Lineage: Eukaryota; Metazoa; Nematoda; Chromadorea; Rhabditida; Strongylidae. The record is from the annotation of a GenBank genome assembly.